AUGCACUCGGGCACCAAGAAGUUGAAUCUGAAGGUUCCCGUCGCCCAGAUGCUGCCGCUGAGGCUGUUGCUGUUGCUUCUCGUGGCUGUGGAUGGCUGCAGUGGCGCCAAUAGCCUCUUCACGCCAGCUGGCGACCAUAGGCUAAGUCGCUCCAAGCGAGUGGCCAUCUUCAAUGGUCAGGGCGUGCUCAAGUUUGUCUGUGGCAUAGCGUAUCCCAUACCGCAGGCGAGCACUCAGCUAUCUGUUUGGGGUUUCGUCAACUAUCAAAACCAAUUCACGCCCGCACCUGUGCCCAUAUAUUGGUGGAGUUUUUGGAAUACCUCAGCCUUUCAGUCUGUGCCCAGGGAGUACCGCCAGGAUAUGCAAACGCAGCUUAGACACGAUGAGACACGCACUUGGUUGUACGAUGUCAUUGAAACGGGUCUGGAACAACUGGAUGGCGUAAAUGGAGGCGUGUGCCUGCUGCGCAGCAUCUGCGAGAUCUCUCAGCGCCCCUUUCAGCAGAGCAAUCUUUUCAGCGAGAUACUCAAUGCGGUGCUGGUACCUCCCUUGGAUAAUGUGGCUGGGAAGUAUCUGCUUGCCAGGGAUGGGGGACGUGCUGGCGCUGAUUGUCGGCGAACCUACAGCGAUUGCAGCCAUAAACUCUGGAGCCGUCUCCGCCAUAUAGCCAAGAUAUCGCCUUGAUGACAGGAAUGUGCUUACACGGAGAAAAAGUUGAAAAAUAAUAUA
This is a messenger RNA of Drosophila obscura, 729 nucleotides long. RefSeq lists its product as uncharacterized. The record is from RefSeq and is a predicted model, not a curated record. Bases 1 to 684 code for a protein of 227 amino acids. Lineage: Eukaryota; Metazoa; Arthropoda; Insecta; Diptera; Drosophilidae. The transcript is spliced from 4 exons.